Molecule: messenger RNA, 590 nt
Organism: Candoia aspera
Lineage: Eukaryota; Metazoa; Chordata; Lepidosauria; Squamata; Candoiidae
Gene: RPL28
Product: ribosomal protein L28
Exons: 5
Coding region: 137-550 (137 amino acids)
Biological process (GO): translation
Cellular component (GO): cytosolic large ribosomal subunit; ribosome
Molecular function (GO): structural constituent of ribosome
Source: RefSeq, a predicted model, not a curated record
CAUAGCGGAAGAGGCUGGGGCUCGAAAGUGGAGGUCCUGUCUUGGAAGGCGGAAGGCAUAUAAAGUCCCCUCGCACCGGCUCAGCCCCUCCUUUUCCGUUUCCGGCCGCGGUAGCGACGAGAGGAAAUUCUCCGUCAUGUCUGCUCAUCUGCAGUGGAUGAUUGUACGCAACUGCUCGAGUUUCCUUAUCAAAAGGAACAAGCAAACUUACAGCACGGAGCCCAACAACCUUAAGGCCCGUAACUCCUUCCGUUACAAUGGUCUGAUACAUCGCAAGACUGUAGGGGUGGAACCAGCGGCUGAUGGAAAGGGUAUUGUUGUAGUCCUGAAGAAACGUGCAGGCCAGAGAAAGCCAGCCACUUCCUAUGAAAAGAUCACCAUCAACAAGAAUGCACGGGCCACUCUCAGCAGCCUCCGCCACAUUAUUCGCAAGAAUAAUUACCGCAAGGAUCUGCGCAUGGCUGCCUUGCGUCGGGCCAGUGCAAUUCUGCGCAGCCAGAAGCCAGUGGUGGUGAAGAAGAAGAGGACUCGGGCUCCCAAGACUGCAUAAAGAUAGUUGUCAGAUUAUCCAAUAAAGGAAUAAAACCAGA